UUCCUAGGUUUAUUUAUAACGUUAAACUGCUGCAACCCACUCACUCACUCUCAACCUUGCUCCUCCACGCCGCAAACUUCGCCAUUCUCUCUCGCAUCUCAACCCUUUAUCACUCUCUCGAGUUGCAUCCAGGAAGGAGGAGGUGCAAUAGAGAAGGGCUUGAGCAACAUGGGUCAUUUUGAGAAGCCCAUCAUCAUUAAGGUGGAGCCUCUGGAUGAACCAAUUAACCCUACAAAAGUCACUGAGGACACUGAAGUCGACAUUGUGAGUUUGACCAACAAGGGUGAUUUUGCGUCCAACAAAGUUGAGGACCCCGACGCAACUGACUAUUCUAGCUCAUUUUCUGGCACUACGUCUGAUGCUGAAAAUGGUUCUAGAUUGAGUGAUGCUGAAGUGGAGUCAGAAUUCUUGGGUGAUAAUGGCUUGGCAGACACUUUUGAUGGUUCUGCAUUUCCAAAGAGGAAGAGGAAGUUGACCGAUCAUUGGAGGAACUUUAUACGACCUCUAAUGUGGCGUUGCAAAUGGACAGAACUAAGAAUUAGGGAAAUUAACUCACAAGCAUUAAAAUACAGCAAAGAGCUUGCAGGAUAUGACAAGGGGAAACAUACAGCACCUGAUGAAUUUACUUUAGAAGAGUUUGGUUCAAAGUCAUUGCCAUUUUUGGGUGAACAGCUCAGAAGUAAGGCCAAAAAGAGAAGAAAAAGGAAGAAAGUUGAAGACACAACUGAUAUUGGAUCGUAUACGUCACAUCAUUAUAUUUUCUCCUAUCUCGAGAAUAAGAAGUCUGAUCCGGAUGGGUAUUUGGCUGAUGAUUUUGGUAAUCCAGUGAUCACAGAGCCGCAUGUGAAUUCAACAGACAGAUUUGGCAUUGGAGAAGAUCGACCUUUGCUGGAUUUCAAUGAAACUGAUGUUUCCUUCAAGCAGCUGCUUUUGACAAUAGACAACACACAUACUAGGAUCCACAAGCUGAAGAGUAAUGUUGAUGGAAUCGUGUCCAAAAAGGCUUCAAAGUUUUCUUCAUCAGAAAAUUUGAGCUUUCUUCUUCAUCAUGGUGAUGUGCAGCAGACUAGCUCUGUUGAAAGUCCUACAAUCUCUGCAGGGAAUGGAGAUACGGCAUCUAUUGGGGUUAUUUAUAAUUCAACUCAGCAUGAACCCGACUUUGAUAUAGGAGAUUUUGUUAUGCAGGAUAGUGCUAUUUCAAGUUAUGGAGGAGUUCCAAUGAUUCCUGAUAUAAUUGAGAGCACUGUUGGCUUAUUGUCUGCUGCUGAUGUCACCCUCCAUUCGGCCUUCGUUGUUGACUCGUGUGAAGAUGUAAUGGUGGACAAUGUCUUGAUACAUGAGGUAGCUGAAACAGAUGAGCACACCUUUGCAAGCCACUAUCCCAUGGAGAGGCUUCAGGACGUGGAGAAAGACGAAGAAGGGGAAGAAAGUCCGAAUCCUGUUCCUAUCCCCUUGUCAGAUAUUAAUACAGCAACAACAAACCCUGCAGUGUCUGAAGAGCAAUCAACUAUCAAGUCCUGCAUGUAUAGAGAUGGGAACAUUCCCAAGAACAAAAGAAAACGCGGGGAGCGCAAAGCGUGUUCAGGCGGUUGGAGCAAGAAAUGCUCGGGGGAUUCUGAGAACCCGUGAGCAAGUCUUCUCAAUCAGAAGUGACUACAUGUAGCUUACUUUUUCUCCCUCAACUUGACAGAUGUUGUUAAUACUUUAAAGGUUAUAGUGAAUAACUAUUAUAGUCAUUUCGGAUGAGGAACUGGUUUCAUUCUGAUUUUCGGAUUCUAUACUUCACACCCAUCAAUUUGGGUUUGGAUGUGAGAACAAUCUUUUUCAAUUUGAUCUAUAUAUGAAAAGAAAAUUUAAUUCAAUUUUUA
Molecule: messenger RNA, 1868 nt
Organism: Glycine soja
Lineage: Eukaryota; Viridiplantae; Streptophyta; Magnoliopsida; Fabales; Fabaceae
Exons: 6
Coding region: 169-1629 (486 amino acids)
Source: RefSeq, a predicted model, not a curated record